This is a messenger RNA of Gossypium raimondii (Peruvian cotton), 3207 nucleotides long. RefSeq lists its product as uncharacterized. The record is from RefSeq and is a predicted model, not a curated record. NCBI's taxonomy places the organism in Eukaryota, Viridiplantae, Streptophyta, Magnoliopsida, Malvales, Malvaceae. Gene Ontology annotation, molecular function: zinc ion binding. The transcript is spliced from 11 exons. Bases 230 to 2596 code for a protein of 788 amino acids.
AGAAAACCUAGAUCCGACCCGGAACAGGCUAUCCGAAUUGCCGACCCUGAAGAAAUUGAAAGAGACAAACAAAACCAAAUUCGUAAAAUCUUAAGGUGAGUCUGAGAUGAGUUGAUGGCAUUGCCUCCUUAGGGAUUUGAAAUAUUCAAAGUUGUUUCUUCUUUUCCUGGAAUUUUCGUUCCUUUUCCGCGAUCCCUAUCAUCACCAAAAGCGGAAAUAAAAUCUGAAAAUGGAGGACAUGGACAUUGAUUCAUUAGUGGACAUACCCGACACUCCUGAUAGGCUAUCUUCACGGAGAAUGCAUGGAGGUCAUCGUGUUGGCAAUUUAUAUGCAGCUGAUCAUGUGGGAGGUUCUAAUAGUGCAUCUUUGGAUAGGCUAAGGGGCAGAGAUAGAGUGGUUGCUGAAAAUGGGCAGAACAGAAAACGUUAUAGACACCCUCAAAAACUUUCAGGUGGGGUUGAUGAAACUGAACAUCGAAAAAACACAAUUGUUUUAUCCCCACUGGAGAAAGCUCGAGAAAAUGCUCCUCUAUCCCGAAAAACAACAAUGGAGAGAAGCAGGAAUUCCAUUAGAGAGCAAUACAUGGAUAAAGGAAAAGCUCCUUUCUCUAAGUUGCCAUCUAAAUCAUCUGGAUUUGGAAAAGAUCAUGCUAUGGUAAAUUUAACUGGGCGGAAUAUGCAUAAACCUGAAAUGGAAUUUCCGCAAGGUGGAUCAGAAAAUUGCUCAGCAGGAGGAAAAAAUGAAGGCAACGUACCAAGAAAUGGUGGUUCUUACAUAUAUAAUUCUUCAAGCAAUUCUGCAACAUCCAGAAAUAACUGCAAGGGAAAAGAAAAAAUAAAUGACAUUGGAUUUGAAGGUGUUGGUUCAGUUACUGAUCAUGCAAAAGGGGUGGAUCUCUCUUGUGGUUCCCCUCUUAGAUUGGACAAGCAAUUGCCUGGAUAUCAAAAUGUUGUCUCACCAAGAGCAACUGUGAAAAGAAGAUUGGUUCGAAAUGGCUGCAUCUCUCCCCAGAAUAUAGCUAUCAGGGCUAAACAAUUCAAUGAAAAAUCCCAAAACAGCUUUAAAUCUGAACAAAAUUCUGGGAAUGCGGUUAGCAAUAAUCCUUCUGUAGACAUUAGUGAGAUAAUUGCUGGAGAUAAUAAUUAUGGGAAAGGAAAAGGUGUUGCCCAACCUCUCGUAUCUAUGGAUCAGGAUAUUAAUUGUAUUAGUUUAUCUGGCAGUGCUGUGAACAAUGGAGAAGCUAGUGGUACUAAUGGUGAUUCGAUUAGAGAUGAAUGCUUUGAGGAAAAAGGUGGUUGGAGAAGCGCACACAACCGUUCAAAGAAUGCAGAGCAUGCAGCUUCACAUCGUUUCAGCAGAUUUAAAAAUGUUGGACGCCACGUAAGUCAACAAAAUGAAAAUAAAGUUGUAAAAAGAAACAAUGCUAGUAGAGGAAGCAACAGGAUUCCAUCUGGUUGUCUGGAAAAUUGUGAUGCAACUGAAACAGCUCCUGUGAUCUUCUCAAAAUUCAACCAAAAAAGUGAGCCUUCUCAUGCGGAAAAUCUGCUGUCUAAAAGGCAAACGAAACAUGUGUUAUCCUCGGGAAAUAGUGGUGAAAGCUCUAGGGUCAUUCCCAAUGACACAGACAUUAUGUUUCUUGGCUCAUCUUGGGGAUCAUCUAGUUUAGGGUCAUCUAGAAUUAAUACUGGGCACCAUCUGAAUGUUUUGGAUCUUGAUGAGUUAUCUGAAAUGAGAGGGACAAAUGUGGAUGCCAAUCAUGGAGACUGUGUGAAUGACGAGGAAUCAGAGGCUAGGGCAAGACAAGUUGAGGCAGAUGAAGUAUUGGCCCGUGAACUCCAAGAACAAUUAUAUCAUGAGGUCUCAAUAUAUGGCAACAAUGAGAUUGAUGAAAACAUCGCAAGGGCUCUUCAGCAGGAGGAGGAUACAUUCCCAAGUACUUCUAAUUGUAGCAUUCAUGAGCCUCAGCAGAGAGGCCCAACACGGCAAUCCCGUACUCAGUCUUCAGUGCGGACUUCUCAGAAUUCUUCAAAUAGGAGAGGAAGAGGGUCAACAAGGCAGUCUCGUACUCGGUCUCCAUUGCGGACUUCUCAGAAUUCUUCAAAUAGGAGAGGAGUACGGGCUCGUUUUUCUAGUUCUGCUAGAGUGCCACGGUUGAGGAAUCAGGUUUUGAAUCAACGUCGAGCAGUGCCAUCUAGGACAAGGAAUUUUCACUUUCCUUUGGACAUGGAUUUGGAUAUGCGACUUGAUAUAUUGGAAGCCAUGGAGGCUGCUAUUGGAGAUGAUGAUGAUGACAUUGCUGGUCACAUCUUCCGUGUUCACAAUGAUUUUAACGAUGGGGAUUAUGAAAGGUUUCUGACCCUUGAUAAUAAUAAUCAUCAACAUACUGGUGCAUUUCUUCACCAAAUUAACAGUUUACCACUCUCCAAAGUGCAGAUUGAUAACUUUGAGGAAGUUUGUGCCAUAUGCCUUGAAACGCCCGCAAAUGGAGAAACCAUUCGCCAUCUUCCUUGUCUACAUAAAUUUCACAAGGAUUGUAUCGAUCCAUGGCUGAGUCGGAAAACAUCAUGCCCGGUUUGCAAGUCAUCUAUAAAUUGAAUAAGUUACCUCGGGUUCUGGUGUCCGCAAAGAGAUGAUAUUGAUGAACGGUUAAGCAACAGAGAAUGAAGUGAGCAGCAGACAGGCUUUGAAAUCUUUAGCGUAAAGCUAUAGGGCCAUGGCAUUGGCACGCAGCUCGUUGUUGUUUUUGUUGAAACGUUUUUAAAUUUUAUUUAGUUGGAAAAUGAUGAACUCCCCAUCAAAAACAUUUUUCACCUGUCAAAGCCCUUAUCUAUGCUUCAUUUAGAGGUCUGUUCACUGCGAUUUGCAUUAGAAUCAUUCAUGUUGCUCCCUUGCCUCCAAUUUCCGAAAGAAUAUAUUUAUGGAAUCGGUUAGUUUUACGUAUUAAAACUUGUUGAGGGGUUCAAAUCCUCAACAGGUUGAGUAUUGUAUUCUCGGGAUGUUGAUUUUUCAUUAGUCUUGAGGAGGGCAUAGAGACACCCUUUGUUGGUUGGUGAUUCAUACAAAUGAUGUUGAGAGCUUAAGGGUUUACAUAACUAUUUAUGAGUAAAUAUGGUAUUUUGUUUGAAUUAAUGAGGAUGUCCUUUUAUGUAUUUAAAAGUUGAAAUAUUUUAUAUUAAAUAAAUAAGUUAUUCGAUGUUGGAUAUGAA